UGGAGGGACUCUCAAUGUCCAUGCUAAAUCAUUGCUUUCUGGGCAACAAAGCGGCUUUUCAGACCUCGUCUCCAUGGCAACAACUAUCCCGCCCUCUUGUUCAAAUCAAAGGAAUCAGGACAAGCAGGUAAUCUGAUCUUUAAACUAGCAAUGUCUCCGCCCCUGUUUUGGUCUUCCUUGUAACUAAAGUGAGCUGAGCCCUGCGUCCACACUGAGCGGAGCCUACACACACACAGGGCCGACUUAGUUCAGCUUCCUGUUCAAUCCAGUGGGAGAAAGAAUGCUGCUUCUGACGAUCCACUUGUGACUGACCGGCCCUCGUCUGGCGGAACGGCUCUCUGAAGCUCGGCAGCUCUGCUACUACCAUGGGAAACCAGGUGGUCGCCCUCCUCCUGGCCCUCCUCGGGUUCUUUGGAACCAUCUUGAUCUGCGGCCUGCCCAUGUGGAAGGUGACGGCAUUUGUGGGCGCCAACAUCAUCACAGCGCAGGUCUUCUGGGAGGGCCUGUGGAUGAACUGUGUGAUCCAGAGCACGGGUCAGUCCCAGUGCAAGGCCUAUGACUCGGUGCUGGCCCUGCCCCAGAACCUGCAGGUGUCGCGGGCGCUGGUCUGCGUCUCCAUCGCCGUCAGCGUAGCGGCCAUCGGGCUCACGGUGGCGGGCGCCCGAUUCACCAACUUCCUCCGCGACGACGGCCGCACCAAGAUCAGCGUGGGCAUCGCAGGAGGCGCCGUGUUCAUCGUGGCGGGGGUCCUUUGCCUCAUUCCUGUCAGCUGGUCAGCCUACACCAUCAUCACAGGGUUCUUUAACCCCAUCGCCACCCAGGAGAGGCGGGGCGAGCUGGGGGCGUCCAUCUACGUGGGAUGGGCCUCCGGAGUGCUGCUCGUGAUUGGUGGAGGAAUGCUAUGCAGCACCUAUAGAUACUGAGGAGCUAGAGCCACAUGGUUCAUGCGUAUUGCAUACGUAGCAGGGGAAGUUAGGCUCACCCAGGCUGCUUGGGUCAGUGUGUGUACAUAGCAGGGGUAGAUGGGUCCAACCGGUCUGCCUGCAUAAAUGGAAGUUUGUUAAAGGACCACAUUUUUUAAGCUCUGAAUUGUCUCCUUGUUCCAUGACGUGUUAAACUGAAUGAUAAACAUUAUGUCGCUCUUUUUCAACAGUUUGUAAUAUUUGAAAUGAACAUGUAUGAUUGAAUGUUAGUAAUUUCUUGUAUUAUUUGCACGAAAAUAAAUGAAUAUAUUUUCUCCUUUUA
Molecule: messenger RNA, 1245 nt
Organism: Gadus morhua (Atlantic cod)
Lineage: Eukaryota; Metazoa; Chordata; Actinopteri; Gadiformes; Gadidae
Product: claudin-like protein ZF-A89
Exons: 1
Coding region: 366-923 (185 amino acids)
Cellular component (GO): bicellular tight junction; membrane
Molecular function (GO): structural molecule activity
Source: RefSeq, a predicted model, not a curated record